GUGAUGGAGAUAAUAUGAUGGAGAUACUUGGAGGACUCCAGGCUAGCUCCAAAACAGAUCUCAUCACCAUGGUGCUGAGCAUGCACAGAGAGAUGGACAACCUCAGAGAACAAAUCCGAUGUCUCACAGCUUGUGGAAAACUGGCGCAAAACCUUGAGAGCUUGAUGGAGACAACCGACUUCUGGUUGAAUAACACCACAAGAGCUACGUCACCCAGCUUGCUGAGGCCCACCGAGGGCAGAGAUGUUCCUACUGUGUACACAAACUCUUUUGUGGCAAACGGGAGGCUGGCCCAAAUGGAGACGGCGAAUCACCAUCAAGGAGUCCAGACAGGAGCCAAUGAUGAGGACCCAGAGGAGGAAACUCCUCCCCUUUUCCAAGACUUUAUUACGACUGACCUGCUCGAGCGCUGCAACACGGGGACCACAGCUCAGAAACUGACCAACGACCUUUUGUGUGGGCUAUAUGAGAGGGACUGCCUGGCCUCACGUUCAAUCUCGGGCAUCGUCAACAACAACCGAGGCCAGCCAAAGCCUGCCCUGCCAGCGCACGAAGUCCAGGCCGUUCUGAGGGCAGUAAAGUACUUUUUCCCUGGGAAGACCGACUCAGAAAUCAAGGGCUACAUUCGACAGAAGCUGCAGAAUGAGGCCAAGCGACUCCGGAAGAAACAUCACCCUGCGACCGCGGCGUCAGCAGCAUCCGACAGAGGAGUGGGAUCGGAGCUCCCCAGCGCAUAGCGCGACGCCUUACUCUAUGGUAUAUUGGGCUCUCGGGACUUUGCCUCCUCCGAUAGCGUCUGAAGUGUUUGAAUUGAUAGCACUGAGAGAGAUUAGGGCUCAGAGGAAAUCCUGGCCACUCGUGUGUUGGCGUUCUGACUUACAGUAGCUUGUCGAGGACCACCUGAGACAGAAGUGAUGCCUACUGCUCUACCUUAGUGAAGUGGAUCGAGUCAUUAAAGAGAUUUUGUGGAGAACUAGCUACUUGUCAUGUUACCUGUCAGUCAUAGAGCUGUGUAUUGCAUUCCCAAGUGUUUGAUGUUGGUCUGGUUGAAUUAAGUAACUAAUGAUGAAAUCAAUUUACAGUCAAAAUAACAGGUUGGUGAAAACUGAGAUAAAAUCAGCUAACAGUGGACAUUUUUCAGUGUUAGAGGACAGCUAACUGUCAAAACUGUCCUUUGCGACUUUAAAUGAUGCACUUCUACUUAGUGUACCUAUCCAGGUGUCUUUUUGGA
Messenger RNA from Sardina pilchardus (European sardine), 1231 nucleotides. RefSeq lists its product as uncharacterized. The transcript is spliced from 5 exons. Lineage: Eukaryota; Metazoa; Chordata; Actinopteri; Clupeiformes; Clupeidae. The coding region runs from base 15 to 737 and encodes 240 amino acids. Gene Ontology annotation, cellular component: nucleus. Gene Ontology annotation, molecular function: transcription corepressor activity; DNA binding. The record is from RefSeq and is a predicted model, not a curated record. Gene Ontology annotation, biological process: positive regulation of neuron differentiation; negative regulation of Notch signaling pathway.